GUCCUUCCAUCAUCCAAUCCACUCCACAGCCUCUGGAGACCACCUCACACAGAAACAGAGGCCCCUUCUUCCUAGCUGCUCAAUCCUCCAUAGAUGGGUUCCCUGCGGAGCAGCACAAGCACGGCGGUGGAGAGCGUGGACGCAGAGGCGGCGUGCGGGCUGCUGGCCUUGGAGCAGUACGGGUACGUGGACGUGCGGAUGUGGGAGGACUUCGAAAAGGGCCAUGUUGCCGGUGCACGCAACGUGCCCUACUACCACUCAGUCACGCCCCAUGGCAAGGAGCGCAACCCGGACUUCGUCGACCAGGUUGCUGCGCUCCACUCAAAGGAGGACCGGUUCCUUGUUGGCUGCCGCUCUGGGGUCCGGUCCAGGCUCGCCACCGCAGACCUCGUCGCUGCUGGGUUCAUGAACGUGAAGAACCUGGAAGGUGGUUACCUCUCCUUGCUCAAGAGUACCAGUUACCCACAGCCCCAAGCAGCCAGCCACCAAUGAUCCAUCAAUUGAUUCUUGUGAGAGUUUCGAAAAAGUUCGUUAGUGACCUGUUUGUGUACUGUGUUUCUAUCACCCUUCGUCUUCUUCUUCUGAAGAAGAAGAAGAAGAAGAAGAAGCAAGUCCUUCAGCUGAGGCGGACAUCUGGGAUUUAAUUACUAUCAAAGGGAAAACAAAGCCGUAUGUAUGUAGGUACGUAUAUUGGACAUGGACUUUGGACCAACCAAUUCCCAAGAAAUAAAAAUGUUUGCGUGUACAGCUGAGUACCUGUUUGACA
Molecule: messenger RNA, 766 nt
Organism: Triticum aestivum (bread wheat)
Lineage: Eukaryota; Viridiplantae; Streptophyta; Magnoliopsida; Poales; Poaceae
Product: thiosulfate sulfurtransferase 16, chloroplastic
Exons: 2
Coding region: 94-492 (132 amino acids)
Molecular function (GO): catalytic activity
Source: RefSeq, a predicted model, not a curated record